Molecule: messenger RNA, 1357 nt
Organism: Elgaria multicarinata webbii
Lineage: Eukaryota; Metazoa; Chordata; Lepidosauria; Squamata; Anguidae
Gene: TCAP
Product: titin-cap
Exons: 2
Coding region: 83-628 (181 amino acids)
Biological process (GO): cardiac myofibril assembly; skeletal muscle myosin thick filament assembly; cardiac muscle contraction
Cellular component (GO): Z disc
Molecular function (GO): titin Z domain binding; protein-macromolecule adaptor activity; titin binding
Source: RefSeq, a predicted model, not a curated record
CAUCCGCACAGGGGACAAGAGACCAGACAGAAUUGAGACGUCAAGCACCCAUCCUAGUUCAAGCAAAAAACCAGACGCAGCGAUGCACGGCAAGAGCGUGGUCCUCCGCAGCUCCGGGACGCUGUCUGCAGCUGAACUGGGCUGCCAGGUGUCCGAGAAGGAUACGACACGGAAGGAAUCGUUCACUGCUGAAUGGAAAGACCUGUCGCUCACCACUAGGCCUGAAGAAGGCUGGUCUCGGUUUGAGGCAGACAAACGGCAUCGAGAGACCUAUCACCAGCAGCAGGAGGCCCGGGUCAUCGUGCAGCGGUCACCAUGGGGCAUCCUCCGCCUGGGUCUGCUGGGGGAGCCUCUGGCCUCCUACCACCUGCCAUAUCAGCGGCCCUUGCCCUUGCCUAUCUUCACACCCAGCAGGCUGAGCACCAAGGCUGAGCGGGAGUUUACGCCCACUCCCUCGGAGUCCGUGGAGUCGCUGCCACCAGCCGGCGUGUGCCCCGACAAGACACCUCUGGCCGAGAUCACCAAAGAAUUGCCACCCGUCAUCCAACCCAGCUGCCCCGACUUCAAAAAAGCUGGCCUGCCCCGUUCCUUGUCCCGCUCCAUGUCUCAGGAGGCCCAGAGAGGCUGAGGCCGUGGGCCACCCCCAGCACAACAACUUCCCUUGUCGGAACUGGCUUGGAUGCCUCGGGCCUUUGCAUCGGUUGCUGCAUGAGGACUGUCUAGAGGGGCCCAAAGCUGUAGAAAAGACUUGGUAGGAUUGAACCCAUCUUGGUUAACCCUUUUGGGGGGAGGGGGCGAAGACGGUGGCUGUAUCUGUGUGUGCAUAUAGUUCAUUAGAUGUACAGUGCCAUGUGCACCUGUACCUCCAGUGCUUGCCUUUCUGCACUGAGUAUUUUUUAAGACUGCCUCCCUGGGGGCGGAGGGGGAGCCCGUUGGACUGGAGGAGAAAGAGGCAAAGCCAGCGUGCUCAACUCCUAAAGUUCCAGGGUGUGGAAAUGAAUUGGAAGAAUAAAUGGUUAAGGCGGAGGAGGAUGGGAGCCGUACUUCCUGCCUUUAGCAGGAGAGAGCUAGGGCAAGACUCCUCCCAAGUUCUGGCUUUGGAAAAGGGAGAAAAGUGUCUAGCGGGUUGCAGCAAGUGAGAUAAUUUGUGAGAAGCUGGUGACAUUCUUGGUUCUGUUAGGGUUCUUGAUUCUGUCACAGUCAGGGACUAGAAAGAGUGAGAGGAUGACGUCUGGGGUCCCCCAACCCCAUUUCUCAGCUCCGUGACUUGGGGCACGGGACUCCUUGUCACCGUGAAAUGUCCCAAUGAAGGAACAUGUGUCAUGUGAAGUGAGGAACAACCGCACUUUGGGAAGGG